AUGCUCUGUGGGAAUGCAAAGCCAAUUUGCCAUGAUCGUAUCGUCAUUCUCGAUCUGGAAGAAGUGGGCUUUCAUGUUGAAAAUCCAUGCUGGGGACGGAGCAUCAAUUCUGGCAACGUGGAGUACCUGUUGAGCAGAUACAGAUAUAUGAGAAAUCCAGGUCGCCCUCGGUCACCGCUGGAUGUUUCAAGAAUCCGUUUGAAGGGGACUUAUGUAUCGAGCAUGACUCUGAUUAUCUUUCUUUGA
Penicillium mononematosum is the source of this 246-nucleotide messenger RNA. RefSeq lists its product as uncharacterized. The transcript has 2 exons. NCBI's taxonomy places the organism in Eukaryota, Fungi, Ascomycota, Eurotiomycetes, Eurotiales, Aspergillaceae. The record is from RefSeq and is a predicted model, not a curated record. Bases 1 to 246 code for a protein of 81 amino acids.